AUGGCACAAGACUUUAGUUCCAUCUUGGGACCCACUGUCACUGAGAUAGACAAGGCUAUGGUCUCUGUUCAACAGAGUCAACAAGACCUUGGCAAAGAAAUUGAAAGACUGAUUGCAGAGUUAGAACUCUUUACCGAUAUUGCAGAACCACCUCAACUUCAGUCUGUGAGAGAGUAG
Molecule: messenger RNA, 177 nt
Organism: Gilbertella persicaria
Lineage: Eukaryota; Fungi; Mucoromycota; Mucoromycetes; Mucorales; Choanephoraceae
Exons: 3
Coding region: 1-177 (58 amino acids)
Source: RefSeq, a predicted model, not a curated record